This is a messenger RNA of Knipowitschia caucasica, 708 nucleotides long. NCBI's taxonomy places the organism in Eukaryota, Metazoa, Chordata, Actinopteri, Gobiiformes, Gobiidae. The record is from the annotation of a GenBank genome assembly.
AUGGCUCCAAACGGAGACUAUCACGUGUGUCCUUUCUGCCGUAAGCCGCAGUACUGCCUUCCAGUGCACCUGCGUCGUUACUGUAUGAAGAUGGAUACUGAGGCAGCCCGGUCUGUUGUUAUUGAUGAAGCCAAGAUUAAAACUGCGGAAUUCCUGCGGACCGGCCGAUUCUUCGACUACAACCAACUCGCGUCUAUUAUUGAAUGCCCAGACACUUUAAAAAGUUUUAUUGAUGAACUGAAGAGGCGUUCAUUGGUCGUGCGGGGUGAGCCCUGCCCUCAGUCCAAUGAGGCUGGAGACCUUGUAGACCAAGCAGACCUUGGAGACCAAGAGGAGACAUCUGAUGAAAGCUGUGACUUUCAAGAGUAUUAUCAAGAUGACACUGAUCAGAAUUAUUCCACUGCAGUCAAGAAAACAAGUGCUGGACCUUCAGGGCACUAUGCUGGCCUCGAGGAUCCUGUGAAUGUGCCCAAAGACUUUCAGAAGAGACUUGGCAGUCGCUGGAGAAAAAAGCAGUUUAACCUGCGUGUAGAACACACCCGUGCUCAUUUCAGUCGGCGUCUGCCAACAAACGACCAUCUCAAAAGCUGGCUGAAAAGACAAGGUUGGAAGAGAACAGACGACAUCCUUGAGGAAGUUCUCACAAACUGGGCACCAUCUGGAUCUGAGGACCGACUUCAGGACAGCAAGGAGAUCCAGGAUCAUUAA